Molecule: messenger RNA, 911 nt
Organism: Zea mays
Lineage: Eukaryota; Viridiplantae; Streptophyta; Magnoliopsida; Poales; Poaceae
Exons: 5
Coding region: 300-740 (146 amino acids)
Biological process (GO): DNA-templated transcription
Cellular component (GO): RNA polymerase I complex; RNA polymerase III complex; RNA polymerase II, core complex
Source: RefSeq, a predicted model, not a curated record
UGAACUUACAGGCUUAGCUCAUUGAGCUACGAGACACGGGCUCAUCAUGGGCUAACAUACCAGCCCGCACCUUACCCUUUCUUUAUUCUCUUCACUCAAAAGCGGCUAGGCGACGGGGCUUGCCCUUUCCCCGCCCCAAGGGUACACGGUCGCCGCCACCUGCCCUAGGCCGCAGGAGGGAGCGUUCGCCGCCCCGCCCUCCGUCUCCCGUCGCCUCGCCCCGCGCUCCGUCUGCCGCCCCUCUCCGUUUAUUGACUGCCAAGUCAGCUGCGGGUUUAUCUACUUUUUAUCUAGGAGAAAUGUCUGAGCAUCUCUUUGAGGACACCUUCGUCGUCACUAGACUCGACCCUGAUGGCAAAAAGUUUGAUAGAGUUUCUCGUGUUGAAGCUCGCAGUGAGCAGUUAGAUAUGUAUAUGCAGCUAGAUGUUGCCACAGAUGUUUAUCCUAUGCAUGCUGGCGAGAAAUUUAACAUGGUUAUAGCGCCUACUCUGAAUUUGGAUGGCACCCCAGAUACUGGCUACUAUACUCAGGCUGGCAGAAAAACUCUGGCAGACAAUUAUGAGUACGUCAUGCAAGGGAAGCUUUACAAAAUCUCAGAAGACACAUCAUCCAGCCAAAACGCUAAAGUGGAGAUGUAUGCAUCGUUCGGCGGGCUUCUUAUGCUGCUCAGGGGUGACCCUUCCACUGCCGCUAGCUUUGAGCUUGAUCAGAGGCUCUUUCUGCUCAUCCGCAAGGUGUAAAACUGUGGUUGCUGACCACUUAGGUGUUUGCCUUGCUCGCCACUUAUUUAAUUUCCAUCCGUGGGUGAAGCUGUUAUAUACUGUUGUAAGUACUGUUUUCUGUAUCGCCAUGGAUUUAUGGUAACGAGUUCAUGUUUCUUGCUAAAAAGAUUGCUCCAGCAGAUUCCCCUA